GGCAACGCCUAGCUCCAAACUAAAAACGGACCAGAGGAGUCAGAAACUUACAGGUGAAACAGAGCAGCAGAUGAUUUAACAGCAGAAAUGUCAGAAGAAAACUCACCUUCUGUUGGUGAAGAGGCUGAGAGCGAAGAGACAGCUUCACAGGAAAACCCUGAAGUAACAGCGGAAAUGUCGGAAGAAACCACACCUUCGGAAGGUGAAGAGGCUGAGAGCAAAGAGACAGCUUCACAGGAAAACACUGAAGUUACAGCGGAAAUGUCGGAAGAAACCACACCUUCGGAAGGUGAAGAGGCUGAGAGCAAAGAGACAGUUUCACAGGAAAACACUGAAGUGAUGCAACAGAAAGCUGAAGAGGGAUCAAAAAGGCAGCUGUAUGUAGAAAGGAACUACAAGUAUGAGGAACUUCACUCCAGACCAUCCAUCACCCCCAACUCUGAAAUCCCAGAGAACCUCCUGCACCUCUCUCACUCUUUUGGCUAUGACAGUGGGCGCAGGGGGAACCUGCAGCUGCUGGAUGAUCGAACCCUGAUCUUCAUAGCAGGCAACCUGCUCGUCCUGCUGGACGUUUCCACCAAGGAGCAGAGAUACCUUCGCUCCUGCAGUGGAGGAGGAAUCGGCUCCAUCACGACCCACCCUAGCAAGGAGUACUUUGUUGUAGCAGAGAAGGGAAACCAGCCCAACAUCAUCGUAUAUGAAUAUCCCUCGUUACGACCGUUCCGCAUCCUCAGAGGCGGUACGGAGCAGGCGUACAGCUUUGUGGACUUUAACCGUGACGGGAGUCUGCUGGCCAGCGUGGGGAGCGAACCCGACUACAUGCUGACGCUGUGGAACUGGAGGCAGGAGGAGGUGAAGCUGAGGUGCAAGGCCAUUUCUCAGGAGGUCUACCGAGUCAGCUUCUCCCCAUACAACCCGGGACUGCUCACGUCAUCGGGAUCUGGACACAUCAAGUUCUGGAAAAUGGCCAGCACAUUCACCGGUGUUAAAUUGCAAGGGCUUAUGGGACAUUUUGGGAAAACUGCAGCGACUGAUAUUGAGGGCUACGUGGAACUUCCGGAUGGAAAGGUGGUGUCCGGCUCACACUGGGGCAACUUGCUGCUGUGGGAUGGGGACGCCAUCAAGGUGGAGAUUUGCCGUAAAGAGGGACGGAACUGCCACGCUGGGAUGGUCCAGCCGUUUGCCCUGGAAGACGGACAGCUGAUGACAAUUGGCUCUGAUGGAGCGGUCCGGGGCUGGGACUUUGAGAGCAUCGACACCGCCGACAGUAGCAGCGGCAGCAGCAGGUUUGAGCUGGAGCCCAUGAAUGAGGUGAUGGUCGGACACAACGUCUGCCUCUCCUCUGUGGUGAAGAACUCCGUGCCUGACUCCUUCAUCUGUUUUGCUCAGGAUUCCAGCGGAUCCAUCUGGAAACUGGAUCUUUCGUUCACCUAUACGAGUCCUGAUCCAGAGUGCCUAUUUUCCUUCCACGCCGGGCCGAUCCAGGGCCUGGAGGUGUCGAGGAAAUCCCACCUGAUGGCCACGACCGCGCUAGACCGUUCAGUCAGAGUUUUUGACUUCCUGGCCAAAAGAGAGCUGACCACCUGUCGCUUCAAUCAGGGAGGAACUGCUCUUAGCUGGGCUCCACCUUUGGUGAACCAGAGUGGGAGUUUACUGGUGACGGGCUUUGAGGACGGGGUGGUCCGCUUACUGGAGCUGUACGACCCUCAGAGACUGAAUGUAGUCACCGGGCGCACCCCCAAAGGAGAUGCCAAGCUGCGCCUUAAACAGGCCUUCAAACCCCAUAAUGGCCCUGUAACUGCUGUUGCCUAUGAACGAAAUGGAGAGAUCUUAGCCACGGGGAGCUCCGACAGCACUGUGUUCUUCUUCACUGUCGAUGAAAAAUACAACCCCAUCGGCUUUGUCCAAGUUCCCGGGCCGGUGCAGGCGCUGGAGUGGUCACCUCAUUCCCACAGUGAAAGCAGGCUGCUUGUUCUGUGUCAGAGCGGUCACGUGGUCGAAGUGCACAGUCCUGAUCCAGAGGCCGAGAGGCCGACCAAAUCCUUCCAGCUGCCUGAACUGGCCAGCAGAUCUUUCAGGUUCAGGAGCAUCAAAUCUCGAAUCAAGAGAGAGGAGGAAAUCGCAAGACGUCAAGCUGUAAAGGAUAAGAAGAAGAAAGAGAGAGUAAAGAUGUUGAAAGAAUCAAAUCAGCCGGACUUAGAGCCAGAGGAAGAAGAGGAGGAGGAGGAAGAGGAAGAGUUGCCCCGUAUCUGCAUCCCCGAGACUCCAAGUCCUCUCUACUGUGGCUUCUACUCACAGCCUGGCCAGUUUUGGCUCUCCAUGGGUGGCUUUGACUCAGGUUUCCUGUAUCACUGUAAGUUCUCUGAGAAGCAGGACCAGGAUCCGGCCCAGCGGCAGGAUGAGCCCUUUUACUCCCUGCCUAUCCACAGCACAGACGACGACUCCAUUUGCUCCGUCACCUUCAGCUCCAACAGGCGACUGCUGUUCUGCGGCAUGCAAUCAGGCUUCAUUAGGGUUUACCCUCUGCAGCCUGGCGACCACAGCCUCACCUCCAUGCAGGCCUACUGGGCUCUCAGCGUCCACGACAACCAGUAUGGACACCUGCGGCACAUCCGCUGUAGCCAUGACGACCACUUUGUGCUGACGGCGGGAGAUGACGGGAACAUCUUCUCCUUCAGCCUGCUUCCUCCAGAGGAGCUACAGAAAGGCCUGCAGAGGAAGAGGGCCAAGGUUCCUUCACCCAGGGUGGGUCUUGAGAAUGAGGCGUUAGCCCAGGACAUUGAGGACCCAGCAGCCUACAGCAUAGAGACGGCCAACAAGAAGCUGGCGAAGGAUCGUCUGCGUCGGGAGGUCGAGCUGAAGAAUGCGGCGAAGCGGAAGAAGCUGGCUAUGCUCCAGAAGAAGUUUGAACUGCUGCUGAACGACAACCAGAGACUGCUGGAGCAUGUUCGCCUGACACCUGCGGAUCUGCAGCUGGACUGGCGUUUCAGUGAGCAGGUAGAGAGGGUGAAGGCCCAGCGGGUGAGGGAGGUCAGAAAGCAGAUGAACUGGGAGGAGGAGCGCUGCAGCAUAGCACUCAGCAAACUGCAGGACUGGUUCAAGGACUCUCUGGAGGCCAAGGUCACUGUGGUCGCCAUUUGCACCGACCACAGAAUCUCCACCUACUGUCUGCCGGCGCUCGCCAAGCCUUCAUCCCCGCUCAGACAUCAGAAGAGACCCAGCUGGACCAACGGAGAAGGACAUCUUGCACUAGGACGCAGGAAAUCCAGAUUAGAUUAUUCAAUAGACAGCAGCAUAGUAGAAGAGGAGGAGGUAAUGCUCCCCAAGCCGGCUCGUCCAGCAAGGAUACAGCUGGGAGAUCGGCAGGUCGAGAGGCUCCAAAAGGCUGCAGAGAAAGCUGAACAAGCUCGAGCCAAGAUAGAGAAGAGGAAGCAGGAAUGGGCCCAGCUUUACGUAGAGAAGCCACAGGAGAACUGCGAGGAUCCGCUGGAUGUGCAGGCCAUCUGCGAAGCCAAAGAGAACAUCGGAGACUUAAAACUGAAGUCAGCCAAAGACUUCAUGGUGCCGAAACACCUGAGGAUGAGCGUUGAGACGAAGACAGCAGAGCGGACAGGCCUGGAGAAAAAUAUGCGUGAGAAGCAGACUGAGAUGAAUAGACGGAUCGUGGCGCUGCGGGACUCCAAGGUCUGCCUGGUGUCUCAGUUGCGCGCUCAGGCUCAGCAGGUCCAGAAGGUCCAGCAGCGUCUGGCGGCCCAUCUCUACCGCCCUCCACCCGCCCUGCCCGCCAUACUGCCAGAGGAAACCCCAGAGAAGAAGCUGCGGUACAGCCGUGCCACCCUGGAGCGAUACCGGCUUCUGAGGGAACAGAGGUUCCAGACCAUGGAGCAGGAGGGAGCCGCAAGUUUAUUGGAGCAGCUGGAGAAAGAGGUGCAAGGAGAGGAGGACUCAGAUGAAGAAGAAGAGGAGAGAGGAGAGGAAGGGUCUCCCAGUGUGUCAGCUUCAUCUUUAACUAGAGAAGAAGAAGACGAAACAGAAGUGGAGCUGAGCGAUCUGGAAGAGGAGCUCCGACUGCUCCACCAGCAGGACUCUCUGCUGGAGCAGAUGGAGAGUUCUGUGUGUCAGUUUGACGCGGAGCUCCUGCUGCUGCGUCACCAGAAGCUGCGUCUGGACUGGCAGCUGAAGAUGGCCGACCUCCGUCAGCUGACGCUCCACCAGGAGCUGCUGCUCUUCAAGGAGUUCGAGAUUAGGGAGGAGAGCCUGCAGGAGAAGCUCGACGGGUACAUUGAAGAGGAGAUCAGAAUCACGUCUAAACUGGAGGAGAGUGAGGAACUGCUGGAACUGAAGCGGGGAGACAUAGCCAAACUGCAUGAGAGAGAGAAGGCUCUGACCGCCACCUUCAAAGCCUCGCUGGGCGAAGACAACAAGUUUGAAGACUUCCUGACCAAAGUCUUCAAGAAGAAGAUCAAACGUGUUCAGAAGAAGGAGCAGACGGGGAACGAGGAAGAAGAGGAGGACAGUGAUGAAGACUCUGAUGAAGACGAUGACUCGGAUGAUGAUGAUUAUGACAGCGGCUCGGAGGAGGGAGGAGGUGCUCUGGAUAAAAGUGUCUGCCCUCGAGGCUGUAAUCCAGAGUUGUUCGAGAACACACUGCAGCUGCGUGAACAUCGGCUGGACCUGGAGGAACUGUUGGUGGAGGAGAAGAAAUGCGCUGAAGCUCUGAAGAAGGAGUGCGACAACCUCACCAAGAAGGAGAAAGCGGCAGAAAGCACUCGGGAGGCAGCGGAGGACGAAUUGGAGUUAGUCAACAGGGAGAAACAGCAGAAAAUUAACCAACUGGAUGUGGUGGUUCCUCUUAGACUGCACCAGAUUGAGUAUGUCAUUAAGGGCUCGGUGCCGUCAGACCUGAGUCCAGGGUUGGUGCUGGACAUGACGGAGCUCAACAGGCUGCAGCAGCGCAUCAAGCAGCUGCAGGUGGAAAAGAGCCAGCAGAGAGAUCUGUACUGUGAGGCGCGCAACCACCACGUCAGGCUCCUACUUGACCGCAAGGACAUGGACGUCAACAUCCAGAAGCUGGAGAAGAAGUGCAACCAGAUGAUGAUGAUGAGGUUCGGGAGGCUGGUGGAUCUGAAUGUUCUGCAGACGCUGUCGGGGAACAUUAAACUGGAGGAGCUCAAGCAGGACAAACUCCUCCGAGAAGCUGGAUACGCCAAGGAACUCAAAGAGUGGGAUCUGAAGGUAGAAGAGGUGCGUCAGGCUCAGAUGGAGGUGACCAGGUGUAACACAGAGCGUCUCUUCUGCAUGAAGAGCAGUCUCGACCAGAAGAUGGAUCUGGAGCAUAAACUCAACGCCAGGCAGAAGAAAAUGGGCCGACAGUUCCAGGAUUACAGGAGACAUGUGACCCAGGAUGAGAUCCCGAGGCUCCAGGGGCUGUUGAAAACCCAGUCGCAGCAGGCUGAGGCCCUCAGGAGAGAGAUCGGCCUCCUGUCCCUUAAAGGAGGCCACGUCUUGCCCCCCUGCCAUGCCCCGCGGCCCCCACUUGCUCCGUUGCCCACCCCCGCGAGCCGCACCGGCCAACCAGGACGACCGUCCAAACAGCUCAAAGUACAGAACUCAACCAGCAAACAGGAAGCUAAUUAA
This is a messenger RNA of Sebastes umbrosus (honeycomb rockfish), 5637 nucleotides long. Its product is annotated as cilia- and flagella-associated protein 44. The transcript is spliced from 37 exons. Bases 88 to 5637 code for a protein of 1849 amino acids. NCBI's taxonomy places the organism in Eukaryota, Metazoa, Chordata, Actinopteri, Perciformes, Sebastidae. The record is from RefSeq and is a predicted model, not a curated record. Gene Ontology annotation, molecular function: protein binding.